This is a messenger RNA of Closterium sp. Naga37s-1, 417 nucleotides long. The record is from the annotation of a GenBank genome assembly. Lineage: Eukaryota; Viridiplantae; Streptophyta; Zygnematophyceae; Desmidiales; Closteriaceae.
AUGGGGGGGCCUGGUGCAGGCACGGGGGCAGGGCUGGGGGCAGGCACGGGGGCGGGGCUAGGAGCAGGCACGGGGACGGGGCUGGGAGCAGGCACGGGGACGGGGCUGGGAGCAGGCACGGGGACGGGGCUGGGAGCAGGCACGGGGACGGGGCUGGGAGCAGGCACGGGGGCGGGGCUGGGAGCAGGCACGGGGGCAGGGCUGGGAGCAGGCACGGGGGCAGGGCUGGGAGCAGGCACGGGGGCAGGGCUGGGAGCAGGCACGGGGGCAGGGCUAGGGGCAGGCACGGGGGCGGGGCUGGGAGCAGGCACGGGGGCAGGGCUGGGAGCAGGCACGGGGGCAGGGCUGGGAGCAGGCACGGGGGCAGGGCUGGGAGCAAGCACAGGGGCAGGGCUGGGCGCUGAAACUGGCGCCUGA